AUGGAUAUGGCGUUAAGCAUAUCCGGGGUUGCGUUGGCUCUUCCGGGAUUGAUUCAAGUUAGCUUGGAGUUCCAUUCACGCGUCUCAGAGAUUUUCCAGUCUUAUCUCAAGGCUGUCACAGAGGCCCAAGACCAAUGGCUCCUCUUAGACAUCCACCUGAGCGAAGUAGAAGCCGAUCUUCUAUUCCUUCGGCUCAACGCAAACACCUUUCAACCCGAUAUCCAAACUCGACUCAAAGCCAUCCUGCGACUUCUCAACAAAAGUCUUGGGGAAGUCAUUGAAGCUUUCCACAACGCGGUGGAUGCAACCGGUCAAGUAGGCCGACUAAAAUGGACGCUGGUAGUAAAACCCAGAUUGGCUCGCCUGGUGCCUGAAAUAGAGUCGUGGCAGAGGCGAUUUAUGGAUUAUAUUCAGCUUUUGCGCUUUACGGGGUAUGGGUUUCUGCAACAGGCCGAUGCUGGGGUGGAGGAAAAGAAAAGUCCCUCGGCGGCUGAUAGAUUGAGUCGAGAUAUUCUUCACGCGCGUGUUGAAGAAGUUCCGAUUGAUGCGCUGGAGAUUCCACCGUUGCAAAACACUCAAGAUAAUGCUGACCGGACAGAAGCCCUCGGCCACACAGACACAAAACUAAUCUGGACCUCAAAUGCGCUGAAUGGCGACAACAUUCUCGUCGAAUGUCGGACGCACGGCAUAAAUGCAAACAUCGCGCAACUCAAACUAUCAGCCAGCAAAGUUGCCCAGAUCCUUGCCGCUGCCGGGUCACAAGCUCUGAUGACUCAUGUUUUGCAAUCCGUAGGAUAUGCAUAUUCACCUUCACCAAAACGGGAGGUUCAGCUAUUUCUUAAAUAUCCGGCUGGUCUUGAUAUGCCGAAAACUCUUCGAUGGGCUCUUACCAUGACACCUCUCCCUUCUAUUAAUACGAGGCUAGAGUUGUGUCGACAACUCGCCACAGCAAUCUUUUAUACGCAUACGUCAGGGUUGGUUCAUAAAUCAAUACGACCAGAGUCAAUUCUUAUUUUUCAAGAACAACAAUCUCCUGAACAUGCCAACCUGAAGAAAGAUUCUACAGGAGUCCUCUUCCUAACCGGGUUCCAACUCGCCCGAGAAGCCACACCAAAUACUGUAAGCAGUACGCAAGGAAACCAAAACUGGGAAUACGAUAUCUACACCCAUCCUUCUCGCCACACCCCCGGCACACGCUACACCAUGGCGCACGACAUUUAUUCUCUCGGGAUAAACCUCCUCGAAAUCGCAUUAUGGGGUUCAUUCCUCAUCUUCGACACCCACGAACGAGCACGUAUAUUCAACAAUGAAGCUCUCGAAGGCGGUCGACUCAUCUGUGAUAAUCUCAAAGCUGGUGAUAAAGAAGCCGGUCAACGCAUGAAACAGUUGUAUGAAAUGGCUGCAAAGGCGUUACUGCCUAUAUCGAUGGGAUGCCGUUUUCGGGAUAUUGUGCUUGAUUGUUUGGGGGCAGUGGAACGGGGGUUUGGGAAUGUCGAUGAGGAUAGUAUAGAGAAGACGCAGAACGAGGAAGAAGAGAGGAUUGGGUUGGAGUAUAUUGAUAAAGUGCUUGAAGGGUUGGAAGAGAUUCGAGUUUGA
This is a messenger RNA of Talaromyces marneffei, 1596 nucleotides long. RefSeq lists its product as uncharacterized. The transcript has 2 exons. Gene Ontology annotation, biological process: protein phosphorylation. The coding region runs from base 1 to 1596 and encodes 531 amino acids. Gene Ontology annotation, molecular function: ATP binding; protein kinase activity. The record is from RefSeq and is a predicted model, not a curated record. NCBI's taxonomy places the organism in Eukaryota, Fungi, Ascomycota, Eurotiomycetes, Eurotiales, Trichocomaceae.